GUGUGGUAUUUCAAUUGAGUUAUGAUAAGAAUUCACUAUUAAAGACACCCAGUAUUGUGUUUAGUUAUAUUUUGAGUGUUAAACGCUAAAAAAAUGUGUAUUUAAAAAAACAAAACCGUGUUACUACAUUUUCAGAUUCGGCUUUCAAAGUUGAAAUGUUGGACAUAAAUAACGUGGAAAAUUAUAUGUUCAAUGUGCAUUUGUCCAAGAUCGUCGGCCUUUACCAGGUGUUGAAUCCUAAUUCUUUGAAAAUUUUCGGCUACAAUGCGUUUCAUAUCCUCGCACUGUGCGGUGUAAUGUACGUGAUAGGAAUAUCUGUGUUCGUACUGCUUAGCUUAUACUUUUGGAUGCACGACGUCGUACAGUUCUUCUCGCAGCUCAUAGUGUUGCAAAACAUAAUAUUUAUGAACUACAAAAUCAUCAACGUGAUCAUCAAGUCGGACGCCAUUUGGAAUUGUCUGGCAGUGGUUGAUUUCGAUUGCACCGCUUUUAAACGUUAUGACAAAAGAAUGUUGAAAGUCUGGAGAAAACGGUCCAUACUCUACACGAACGUGGUUGCCGGUGCGGUUUACUUGUUGGCAGCCAUAUGGAUCGUGUCUCCGUACAUCUUGAAGGAAACUUACGUCAAAGCCAAACACCAAGACGGUACUUUCAGCGUUUUCCAUUACAACGUGUUCAACAUGUAUUUCUUGGUAACCGAUACGGUUUACAACAAGUACUUCUUCUUGUUUCACCUGAUCGAAUCGUCACUCGCACUGGCCAUUGGAGUCAUCACGGUCAUACCGGACAUUGUGAUGAUAAUGCUGUGCAUAGCAAUAACCGGUCAGUUGGACGUACUAAUGACUGGAUUGAAAAACGUUGGUUACGACAAUCAAAGAACAUUAGAGUCAAACUCAAUUGUUAAUGGAAAAACAAACGCCCAUGAAACGUUUCAAGAUUUGUUAUUAAUUAUCGCAGACCACCAGUUUAUUAUUAAGAAGGCCGAAGAUUUUUGCAACAUUUUUCGACCAAUUAUAUUCAGCCAAAUUCUCGUGUACUCGAGUUCACUGGUUGUGUAUUCGUUUAUUAGUUUUGCGAAUUACUUUAACGGUGCAACGUUCGACGCAAUACAUGUGUUCAAAACUGUCUCAGCGUUGUUGGUUUUCGUGCUUCAUCUUUUCAUGCUAUGCUACCUAUUUGGAAAUGUCAACGAAAAGAAAGACUCAAUAAUAUUUGCACUGUAUUCUAGUAAUUGGCCAGAAAUGGAUGGUAAAUGCAAACAACUGGUACUGUUAACAAUGCAGAUGAAUAAUGCUAACCUAGUGAAAUUAAGAAUCACUGAGAAAAAAGUUGUGAAUUUAGAAUUCUUCGUUAGCACGUUGAAUGUUUGUUUUUCAAUAUUUUCUUUGUUGAAACAUUAUUCAAAACGGCCUUGAAGUGGAUACCACGUGUUGUGUUACCUUGUAGAAGAUAUUUGUUGAUUAUAUAGAAAUUGUUGUAUUUGUCAAUCAGUUUGACAAUUCACUGCCUUUAUCCCUUAACAAUAGUAAUGCGAAUUUUAUUAGAAGCAAGUUCAUAUAACUUUAAGAAUUAUGUAAAAAACGAAAUAUGUUAGUUUAAACAAAUAAUUCAUGAUGUGACAACCAAGCCACGGU
Molecule: messenger RNA, 1634 nt
Organism: Adelges cooleyi (spruce gall adelgid)
Lineage: Eukaryota; Metazoa; Arthropoda; Insecta; Hemiptera; Adelgidae
Product: odorant receptor 42b-like
Exons: 6
Coding region: 156-1415 (419 amino acids)
Biological process (GO): sensory perception of smell; detection of chemical stimulus involved in sensory perception of smell
Cellular component (GO): plasma membrane
Molecular function (GO): olfactory receptor activity; odorant binding
Source: RefSeq, a predicted model, not a curated record